CUGAGAAACUGGCAAAGGUCCUCCGUGCUGCUGCAUUUGCAGGCUCGGCCAGUGAAAAGAGAGCAACUCCCACAACUGGUCUGCUCAGUCUGCUGCUGGAGGGGGGGCUCUGUGAGACACAUGCACACGCACGCACACACACACACACACACACACGCACACACAGAGCCUCUGCUGCAUCAGGAGGCAGAAGAGGAGAGUGUACUGGAGGAGGAGUAGGGCACAGAGGGACACACAGACUAGGAAUACUCCAGUGGACAGAGAGGGACAGGACUCUAAGGAGACGUGUGUGUGCUAAUAUGCUGCCAUGCUCCAAAGUGGAAACUGAGCAUCAGGGAGUUUGACAGUGUCUCAGUGCAUCUCCUCCAUGUUAACUGUGCAGAUUAUGUGGAGGAGCUGACGUGUGUGAUGGCCGGAUUGGACCUGCAGGUUCCCAUACACACAGAUUUGUGUUACCAUUACCUUCCAACCAAGCGGCCCAGCCCAAAGAACUGACCGCACUGCACCGCCCCCCCCUCCCCCUCCCUUUCCCUUUCCCUGGGCGUCCCUCAAUCCUGGACCCACCAUGGGAGGAUGCUUCUCCAAACCCAAACCAGUUGACGUCAAAGUGGAACUCUCUCUCCUGGAUAAAGAAAAAGAGGUGGACGGGCUGUCACCGAACGGUAAAGCGAGUCCCUUUGCGGACUGCAGACUUAACGGAGCACUGGGACAUGGCUCUGAUGACGACUCCACCCCACUUCCCCCCUACCACAAACCGCGGGACUACGUGGAGGCCUCAGUCUGUCACGUUAAAGACCUGGAAAAUGGACAGAUGCGCGAGGUUGACUUGGGAAGUGGCCGAGCUCUGUUGAUCAAAGAACACGGCGAGUUCUCAGCCAUGGGCCACAAGUGUCCACACUAUGGAGCCCCCCUGGUCAAAGGUGUGUUGUCAAAGGGACACGUGCGCUGUCCGUGGCACGGUGCGUGUUUCAACAUUGCGACAGGAGACCUUGAGGACUUUCCAGGACUGGACAGUCUGCCGGUCUUCCAGGUCAGAGUUGAAAGGGACAAGGUGAUCAUCCGCGCAAACAAGCAGGCUCUUCAGUCACAGAAGAGGUCAAAGCCCAUGUCUCGAUGUUCGGCAGUCAUUAACUCCAGCACUGGCUUCAGCCAUGUUAUCCUCAUUGGCUCAGGUCCGGCAGCUCUGGUGUGUGCAGAGACACUCAGGCAAGAGGGCUUCACCGAUCGUAUAGUCAUGUGCACCAUGGACAGACAUCCUCCAUAUGACAGGACUAAACUGAGUAAGUCCCUAGACACCACAGCAGAGCAGCUGAGACUGCGCUCCAUGGAGUUUCUGCAGGACCAUGACAUUGAACUGCUCACAGAGAAAGAGGCCGUGGCAAUAGAUGUGAAAACGCGAUCUGUGACAUUUGAAGACGGCCUCAGGAUGGAGUACAGGAAACUUUUCAUUGCUACAGGAAGCAAACCCAGACCAAUGAGCUUCAAGGGCAAAGACGUCAGCAACGUGUUUCAUCUGCGGACGCCUGAGGACGCUAACAGCAUAGCCAGGCUGGCCAACAUCAAGAACGCUGUGAUUGUGGGAACAUCAUUUGUUGGUAUGGAGGUGGCUGCAGCUCUAACUGACAAGGCCCACUCAGUCUCUGUCAUCGGGAUCGAGUCGGUCCCCUUCAAAAAAGCUCUCGGGGAGAAAGUGGGGAAAGCCAUAAUGAAGCUGUUUGAAGCAAACGGGGUGAAGUUCUACAUGUUGAACGAGGUGUCAGAGAUGAUCGGCCAUCAUGGACAGCUGAAAGAGGUGGUACUCAAUAGUGGGAAAGUCCUACGGGCCGACGUGUGCGUCAUCGGUGCAGGAAGUGUCCCUGCAACAGGCUUCCUGAAACAGAGUGGCCUCCACAUGGACUCCAAGGGCUUCAUCACCGUCAACAAAACGAUGCAGACAAAUGUUGACGGAGUCUUUGCUGGAGGAGACGUGGUGGUGUUUCCUUUCCCGCCGCGCAACAACAAGAAGGUGAACAUCCCCCACUGGCAAAUGGCUCAUGUACACGGAAGGGCGGCGGCUCUCAGCAUGAUGGGCCGAGCCUCUGAGAUGAAAACUGUGCCUUAUUUCUGGUCUGCCAUGUUUGGGAAGACCAUUCGCUAUGCAGGGUACGGGGAUGGAUUUGAUGAUGUCGUUAUACAAGGAGAUCUGGAUGAACUUAGAUUUGUAGCAUUUUAUACCAGGAGUGAGGAGGUGGUCGCGGUCGCCAGUAUGAACUAUGAUCCCAUUGUGUCCAGGGUGGCCGAGGUCUUAGGAUCUGGAAAGACGAUUAAGAAACGAGAUGUGGAGAUGCUAGCACGACUCGGCAAGACUGGAGACAUUUCUUGGUUGAUUGACAAAGGCUCUCAAUGACUUUACACCUGAAUGUCCCCAAAGGACAAACCCCAUGUCCGGUGGACACCUCACUAUGGACACUAAUGGUGCUGAGACACUAAGCAGCUAUUCUUCUUUUUUGGACACAACUACACACUUUCCCUUAUUUCUAUCACUCUUUCUCUCUCUCACACACACAUUGGGGACAGGACCAUGUCUGCCGUAGGACCAGGACAACACUGAGACUUGCUUUUGUUCCCGAGAGACAUUUGAACGUGACAAAUGGAGCCAUACGUGGUCCGAGUACACUGUUGUCAUGCUUGUCUAAAAAAAAAAAAGAAAAAAAAGAAAAGCAAUACUGGUUCGAGUCUCUGUGCUGCUGCUAGAAGAUGCAUCUACCUGUACACUUGUUUAUAAAAGGCCAGGAACAGACAUCUGCAUUUUUAUUUUGUACAAACAACAUUGUGUUUAUAGCUAUAAAAUCCUAAAUGCACUGUAACAAAGUAUGAACGUUAUAGUUUGAGCUGAACCAUUCUAAUUUUUACAUUUGGUUACUACACAUACAGACACAUGAUCUGCAUGGUAUACAAUAAUAUUACAGGAGAACUUCAGACACUGACACAAAUACAGUACAGUAACAAUAUGGAUAUUAUUAUGUAAUAUUGUCUUAUUUCUAAUGCAAUUUCCAGCUUUGUUAUAACGUGGUCAUUUUAAUGAGGUUAUAUUACAGUAAUACCCAGAUAAUAACUUGGAAAUAACAAUUACCAUAACAUUACCACGUUGUUACUGUACUUUAAUGUUCAGUGUUACCAUAACUUCAGCUGAAAACUGAAUGACUCAUUAACACACACACAGGUUGCUUGACUACGUACCUCCUCUUACUGGUUACCCUGCAAGUAGAUUGCACAAAACAAAGGUUCAAUAAUACUUUAACUGAUACACUAGUGCUUGCACAAUACGCUCAUGUAAUUUCUGACAGAUUUCACACAAAAAAAAUUAAAUAGCAGCUUGAGGUUAUUUUUGAUCUCUGUCACCUUAAAGUGUAACUAAACCCCUAAAUCUUCCCAGUUUGGUGUUAAGAAUUGUAUAAUUUCAACAAGUUUUUAUAAGAAUAUCUACUGCCUCUCUGGUCAAACACCAGCUACUGCAUUCAAAUGUUGCCACUGGCUUUCUGAAGGCCCAUUUAUACUCUUUUGUUCGUUCAUGACUCACAAAAUGGAGCGAUACCACUGGACAUCUGUAGGGAGCAGUAUAGAGUCAAUUGUCCAAUCAGUUAGGAAAAUGACCAAAAACAAACAACCUACAGUUGCAGUGCACAAAUUUAAAACAUGCUGCAGGAGCUUUUUGGCCUAUUAUUAUCCCUGCAACCAGAGAACGGAGAGCGACUGCCAGGCGGUCUGUCUUUACUCACUCGCACUGUGGUUUAAUUCAAGCAAAACAAGUUGUCAAAAGUCGCGUAGGCGGACAUACAUAAAUAUGAGUGAUAUUUACUGAACUUAAGUAUCAAAACUCAUGAAAAUGGAGUAUAAAUGGGCCUUUAGUCCUCUUUCAUCACCCUCUUGUCCAACCAGCACGAGGCUUGUUGUCCCAGACUCCUCCCCCUUUUAAUAACAUCAGAGCUGUCGCUUUGUCACUGUUCUCUCUUCACCUCUUGAAGCACGUAUGAACGCUUGAGCGGCGAGACUCACCGAGCACAUCACGCAGCUGCAGAUUUUCACAACCAGACCACGCCCCCUCACCCUUUUCCCUCACAGCCCGCUGCUUGGCAUUUUUCUAAAUCAAGCACUGGUCAGAUUUAUCUUUGGAAGUAGGAGUUUAGUUACCCUUUAAGAGAAAUUACUUGUUACUAACUCAGGGAACUGAGGUUUGUGGCCUGGACGUACGACACUGGGGUUACUGGUCCUUUUUGAAAGCAGAAAUGAAUUUGUUGCUUUAAUAUAAAUAUAUAUAUAUAUAUAUUCCAGUUGUUGAAAUACCACUGGCUCUCUCAUCUUUGUUCAGAAAUGCUUGUUAUGUGCUUAAGGAUUUAAAACAGGGGCCUGAUUUUAUCCUGGUGUGUGGAUAAUCCCUGACUUGGCGUCUUAAAAAGCAUUGUUCUUCCAACAGGGAAUCCUGUAAUGACAUUUUUAUAACUAAAACUAAAACUUUGUCUUCCAACAACAUACACUCAGUACUCAGUACUUAAAACAUCAACUUCCUCUGUUGUUUGUGCAGUAUUUGUUACUUUAUCAACCACAAAGACAGGAAAUGUAGAAAAUGUUUAAUAAUACAUUUUGAAGGAAGGGUCAGGAUUCAUUUGUGGAGAAUUCACAUAAACCAAGUGAAGUUUGAAUAAGUUUAUAAAGUUUGAGUCCAGGAUACAGACAUAGAAAAUGAUUUGUGGAAAAAAAAAUCACAUAAAUAUUAAUGAACACACAUUUCCAACAUUUAUAAAUGAAAUAUCUCUAUAAAUGUUAUAUAAAAACACUAGCGUUCAUCAGCCUGAAGAGUGUAUCAAGGAUUUAAACAGGAUAUACCAGUUCCACUUUUUCUUUCCCAAUACUGAUACCACACGGUCAAUAUGACUUACUAAGUGCUCUUCUUUCCCAAUUUGAAAGCUGGAAGCAAAACUCAAUGAAUCUUAACUGACAGUGGAAAAAUACUUUUAAUGACUGAGAUGACUGUGACGCUGGUGUGGCCAAUACAUGACCCGACUUAAAAAGACUUAAAAGUGUCUGUAAGAUAAAAAGUCAUCUGGUAUAUCAGUUUUGGUACAUCCCUGAAAAACACCUGGUGAAGGCUAAUAAAUAUUCCCUAAAAACACGAUAAAACGGCUUCAGCUGACGUGACGGGGUUCAGUGCUAGUUAACAAAGCCUCAGACUUCACAACAAUGAUGUCUGAACACAGGCCUUUUUUUUUUUUGCAGCUUUAAGUCCCAAGGUUUGACUGCAGGAGUCAUUAUCACAGUACCGAUUAUUGCAGUUGCUGUUAAAGCUGUAGUGCGUAACGUUUAAAUACAAACAAAUGUCUGAUAAAAGUCUAUCAGCUCUU
Solea solea (common sole) is the source of this 5378-nucleotide messenger RNA. RefSeq names its product apoptosis-inducing factor 3. NCBI's taxonomy places the organism in Eukaryota, Metazoa, Chordata, Actinopteri, Pleuronectiformes, Soleidae. Gene Ontology annotation, molecular function: 2 iron, 2 sulfur cluster binding; oxidoreductase activity, acting on NAD(P)H; flavin adenine dinucleotide binding. The record is from RefSeq and is a predicted model, not a curated record. The transcript has 21 exons. Gene Ontology annotation, biological process: execution phase of apoptosis. Gene Ontology annotation, cellular component: mitochondrion; cytoplasm. Bases 566 to 2386 code for a protein of 606 amino acids.